Molecule: messenger RNA, 1990 nt
Organism: Brassica napus (rape)
Lineage: Eukaryota; Viridiplantae; Streptophyta; Magnoliopsida; Brassicales; Brassicaceae
Product: 11-beta-hydroxysteroid dehydrogenase-like 3
Exons: 5
Molecular function (GO): oxidoreductase activity
Source: RefSeq, a predicted model, not a curated record
CACAGAUGACACUUAGCGUAGCGUUGAGUGUUUAAUAUUACGCUACAUAGCAGCGCUUCUCGGCGUCGCCCUAUAGCGUCUACAAUACGUUCGCGUGGGUUUAGAUGUCUUCACGUUCUUUUAUACAAAAUAUAUAAUAUGAAUUAAUUAAAAAAAUAUUUUAUAUGUUAACAAUACGUUUCCAAAUAAUAAUAAAAUUUAUAGAAUACUCUUUACUAAAUAAAAUAGAACUAUCCAAAAUUUGUUAACAGUCGUAAUUGUAGAGUUUUCUUGUUUCGUUCUAGGAAUAGAUCUUUUAUCUGCUAGGUUUUGGUUCUAGAAAAUGAUCAGUCUUUUAUGUUGGCUUUUGGUUUUAGUAUUUUGAGAACUCGCCAGUUUUAUUCUAAUUUAUGAGUAAUAUGUUGGUUGAAAUUGGAUGGAUCUAUGAGAUCUAUCAAUAUAAUCUUCUAGAAAGAAAACAAUCUCGAGUCAAACCUCUAAAUUUAAACUACUAUAUAUAGAUAUUAAUCACGAAAAUUCCUUUCCAAUAAUAAUAUUACAUCAAUACAACUAUCAUCAUUUGAUUUAAAUAUAUGAUAAUGGUCCAAUUUUCUUAAGUAGAAAUCGAUCUGUGGUGAUGCAACGCGUCUCAUGUUAGUAAUAUAUAUUUUUUUUCAUGUAUUAAAUAAUUAAUCCAUGCAGCGACGUCUGAUUUAUAUAGUGACACGAACUGUAACCUUCUAGUAAGUAUUAUAAAUAAAUUAUGAUUGUUAUUCGUAUAUGAUGGCUUAUAUGAUGGCGCGGUAAGAACAUGAACUCAGUUUAAUUUAGGGAUUUCAGUAAAGACCCGCAAGUUGAAAAAGAUGAAUUUAAUCGAAACUCGUUUAAAACUUUUCGAAGAAGACGAAUUAAAUUAGAUCAAAAACUAGUUUAUUAAUUUUUGAAAAUAUAAGUUACAAAGCAACUCUAUAUGUAGAGCUUUAAAAGUCUUAAUUUUAUUAGUAAAACUGAAAACAUCAAUAGUGAGAAAAUAAACCAAAAGAAAUAUUAAACUCAAAUAUGGAAAAGAGUCGUUGGAGCUCCUAGAUGCUGCUGCAUCAGUAUAGAUCGUGAUCUUCAAAUAUUUUUGUUUAAUGUUGACGAAAAAAUGUAUUAAAUUCCAAUAGCUCCCGCAUAUUUCACUGACAUAGUGUUUUGUCUUGUAGUAUUGGGCUACCGAUAAGUGGCGACUUCCACGAGAAAGCCUUAGAAAUCAAUCAACAUUUUGUUUUGUUUUUUCUUAAUCACUGGCAAAGGUCAAGUAGGAAGGUGUUCUCUUGCAAACAACAUGGAUGUGCUUCACAUCAUUCUCAAUAUUCUUCUGCCUCCUCUUACCAUCAUUUUCCUUUUCCUUUUCCUCUUCUACCCAAUCUAUCUUUUUAUCAAACUUCUAAAUUGUGUUCGUAAGCAUCUUUGCGUUGAAAAUGUCGCUGGAAAAGUAGUUCUCAUCACUGGAGCUUCCUCCGGCAUCGGAGAGCAUGUUGCAUACGAGUACGCGAAGAAAGGAGCAGAUCUAGCUUUGGUUGCUCGACGAGAGGAUCGUUUACAAAUAGUAGCAGAGACAUCACGGAAGUUAGGUUCACGGGACGUUAUCAUCAUACCUGGUGAUGUUACUAAGAUUAAUGAUUGCAUGAAGUUCAUCAGUGAGACGAUAAGUCAUUUUGGAAAAGUGGACCAUUUAAUUAAUAAUGCUGGUGUAUCUCAAACUGUUUUGUUUGAGAAUUUCUCCCAAAUUCAAGACGCUAAUCCUAUAAUGGAUACCAACUUCUGGGGCUCAACAUACAUCACUUAUUAUGCAAUUCCCCAUCUACGAAAAAGUAAAGGAAAAAUAGUUGUGAUUGCUUCUGCUGCAGCAAAGAUAGCUAUCCCAGUGGCAACCAUUUAUUCUGCAAGCAAAGCAGCAUUGUUAGGAUUUUAUGAGGCACUGAGAAUUGAACUCAAUCCGGAUAUAAAAGUAGAGCUUUUUGCAGAA